Nilaparvata lugens (brown planthopper) is the source of this 729-nucleotide messenger RNA. RefSeq names its product 28S ribosomal protein S17, mitochondrial (gene mRpS17). The transcript is spliced from 3 exons. Bases 187 to 660 code for a protein of 157 amino acids. The record is from RefSeq and is a predicted model, not a curated record. Lineage: Eukaryota; Metazoa; Arthropoda; Insecta; Hemiptera; Delphacidae. Gene Ontology annotation, molecular function: structural constituent of ribosome. Gene Ontology annotation, biological process: mitochondrial translation. Gene Ontology annotation, cellular component: ribosome; mitochondrial small ribosomal subunit.
CUUUACUUGUUCACCUCUUUGUCUUCAAAGUUCAGCUUAUAGGUUAUGUUUUGUAAAAUUAAAAAUUACCAUUUUUAAUAACUUCUAAAGAUAACUGAUUAAAAUUGUUCCACUGUUUAUUUAUUAUCAAAAAAAAAAAAAAAUAAGAGCCGAAAUCUAGUAUCUGGGUAGAUUGAAGCCACCGUAAUGGCUGUUGCAAGAAGUUCAAUGUUAUUGGGGAAAUGUUUCCCUUGUAUAAAAAAGAACGCUUCCAAAAUAGUUGUAAAAAGGAUGGAAUUGAAUAAACAUCUAUUGAUGUAUUUUGAUAAGGAAGAAACUUACUUCGCGCAUGAUCCAAAUAAAAUUUGUAAAACAAACGACAUUGUUCUAAUAGAAGAGCUGCCUCAGAAGCUGACGAAGCUAAUCACACAUCGGGUAAUGGAAGUAGUCUUCCCUCAUGGUGACGUAACCGAUCCUAUCACUGGAAAGAAAGUUAGCAGAACGAAAUAUAGGGAUGAACUGGAAGAAACAGCCGAAUUGUAUGGGAAAACUGACAGAAGUUACGAUUACGAGUCUGCUCCACCCCGAGGCUGGCAGGAGGACAAAAAAGAUUUCUCGCAUCUGGAAACCUAUACCAGAUAUUCUGCAGACGAUAAAAACCCUAAUGCCGUUGAUAAAUAAGAUCGUAUUUUUAUAAUAGAUUGUAGAAUUUGUAAUAAAGUAUGUUAGAUUGUUGAAUUUGUAAUCAAG